Messenger RNA from Haliotis rubra (blacklip abalone), 2059 nucleotides. RefSeq lists its product as uncharacterized. The transcript has 20 exons. NCBI's taxonomy places the organism in Eukaryota, Metazoa, Mollusca, Gastropoda, Lepetellida, Haliotidae. Bases 56 to 1195 code for a protein of 379 amino acids. The record is from RefSeq and is a predicted model, not a curated record.
ACUGACUACAUCCGGCGCGGAAUAGCUAAGGAAAACAAAUCUGGGCACGUUUGAAAUGACUCUAAGGAUGCAGAACUACAUGGAAAAACAUAAGAUAGGUCCUCUGUUUGAGGACCUCAUGAACAAGGUGUUACGAGACAUGCCUGAAGAUCCCCUCGUCUAUGUCCUGAGAGCAGUUUACAAGAAGGCUGGAUUAGAAAUUCCACAGGACAUCAGGCAUGGUGGUUUGAGGAGAAGUCCAUCAGGCAUGGCACGUGGAAGAAGCAGGAGUCCAGACAAAAUGCCAGUGUCCAGUAGUGCAGAUGCAGCUUUAGGAACGCGUGACUAUGACAGACCAUGGAAGUCACAGGCCAAGAGACUCAAGCCCAAAAAGUCCUCAGAUGAUGCAGAACUAUCAAGAUCUCAGAGCUCCAGGCUCCACUCCACCCCUCUCAGUGACAGCACUGUAGGGGAGUUGCUUAGAGUGACCCCGGUCAAACUGGCUCGGCGCCAGAGACCAGACUGGAACAGUGAUGUGAAGAUGAAGACAACAUCGUUCGAUGAGCUGUGGGAAGAUCCAUCUCCUAUGAAGAGAGAUGACCCAGUACGAUCAGAGACUGUCGGGAUCAUGAAGAAAUCCUGGGCCAGGGUGGGACUGGAUGACGAAGAUGACAACAUAUACAGCAGCAACAAAUACACAGGUCCUCGCCACGCCCACUUUAAGUCUGACGAGGAUCUCCUGGCCGCGGAGAAUAUUGUGUCAUCUCGCAAGGCCAACGUUCACCAGAAGAAGACUGAAGGGAAGAGCAAAUCAUCUCGAAGUCACAAACUCAAUGCUGCACAACAUCGUCAGGAGCUGGAGAAGUUGUUGUUACAGUCGGAGAAGAGGUCUACAGAUUCGGGCUACACGGAGGAACCAGGGGAGGACGAUGAAGCCUUAGAGAUGCUAGAGGAUGCUGAUGAUUUGAGACGAGAAGGAGUGACCAACAUCCCAGCUUCAGGCUACAGACUCAGUAAGAUCAUGCGUCAGCGACGAUCAGAGCCAACUGUAAAACUGAACAUCAAUCUUUACCCACGGCCUGAGCCAGCACCCUCAGUACAAGGGGAGCCACAUGAAGAGUAUGGAGUGUACGACUCUGACAUGGAGUACAGGCCACGCAGAGGAAGUCCGUCCGGGUUGAGAGUGAUGAUGAGUUUGAGAGCGUAUCCCAGGUGACGGGCCCGGUAAGUAGGCGCCCUGUGUGGAAUGUUCCUGAUUCUGAUGGAGAAAGCUACAUACCACGUCCUGCGUUCUCCACUCCGCAACCAAGCAAGGCCAAGGGGAGACCAUCAAAGCACAGACACCUCUCCUCCACUGGUCCAGCUAGGUACAACAUCCAGAGUCCUGGUCGGUCACUGGAGAGUGUGGAUGACUUUACACAGGAGGGUGUGAAGACAUGGACGCCAGGAGUUGGCACCUCUCAUCAGAGAUUGAUGUCCCCUGAUGGAGACAAUGAGGUCCGAGAGUCCUUACAGUCGGCCCGUGGGGGAUGGACAUUUCCGGAUGAUUCUGAUGCCAGUUUCACAGAAUUCAGCAACAGGAAGGGAUCAUCACGAGAACCACGAGCAUACUGAUCAAGGGGAGAUAACCACAGACUGACAACUGUUAAUGGAUGGUUAAUUUGGAACUUGGUUACAAUAAAAUGUUAUUUCAGAUAAUACAUUGUUACUUGAUAGGUUUACAUGAUACCUUUUUGAAUUAUCUCUAUAUCCAUUUUUGUACUAAAUUUGUAUUUUUUUAAAAAGUAGACCCAAUUUAUGGACAAUAAAUUUUAUAGCUUACUGUAAUAGUAUGUGUUCAGUACAUAUCCUAGUACUGAGAGUACCUGUGUAGUAUCUGUGAUACAGAGAUAGCUGCUCCGAUAUAUGGUAGACCUUAUGUUCUGUGAUAUGUAGACGAUGUAUACAUAUUUGGUGUUUUAGGUCCUUUCAUCCUAAUAGAGAUUGACUGUGAUAUUUGCAACUUGACUGUCCAUAUUUUACUCAUUGUAUACACAUAUUUCAUGUACAUUUUACUUCAUGAAUAAAAGGUUUAGUUGAA